CUCUGCAGAGGCCGUUGGACCUGCUUGCAAUCCUUGCACCAAAAGCACAGCUGGGGGGCGGAGGGUAGGUGUUUGGGUGGGGGUGUUGCUGGCUGAACCUCCCCCCCCCCUUCACACACCCCCGGCUCAGACCCUCCUUCGGACCGAAGAUCACGUUGCCUUUUGUUUGCCUAAGAUAAAGCCAGGCAGGCCGGGCCGCUCGGCUGUCCUAAGGGAAAGGUGGCGUGGCUUCCUUUGUUCGGAGAAGUUUCUGCCUUCGGAUUUCGCCUCCUCAGCCUGGACUGACUCCCCCCCGCCCCACUCCCGAUUUCACACUCAUUUGCAUAGCCUUGCAUUGCAAUUGAAGCAUUGCAUCUGCACGGCGUGGAACAUUCACCUCGCCUUGCAAAUAUAAGGCCACUUUGCACGCCCCCCGCCCCCCGGGGCAGUCCUCUCCGGCGAAGACUUCACUCCCGUCGCGGGGCUUUGCAAGAGCUGAAGGCAUUUCGGGAAUUCCCUUUCUGGUUGCCAGAGGAAACCCGAACCGACGCUCGGCGGCUCGCGAAGGCUCCUGAGCCAGACGCCGCCGAAGGACCACCCCGGCCGGCUCCGGUCGAUGCCUUCCCCCAAGCAGAGCCAGCCUGCGAGCGGGACCCUUGGAAGGCGGGCGGGCGGUUAGCUGGUGGACCCCCCCACCCCUCCAGACGCCCCUUUGCCCACCCGGUCCCGGGCAGCUGCAAGGACCCUCGCGAUCCCAGGCCAAGGAGAGGCGACCGCGACCGCCCUCUCCCCCCGGCCAGCUUGCAAGUUCCCCGGGGCGCUGCGCCAGCCCCGCACCGAUGGAGUCUUUCCGGCGGCUCCUGCUGCUGCUGGCUUGCGUGCCUGUGCACGGCUUGCAAGAGACUUCAGUGGAGAGCUGCUGUGCUAAUGGAUACGAGUGGGCGAGCCAGAAAAGAGACUGCAGUUCUCUGCCCUUAAAUCUCGACUCCAGAGAAUGCAGCAUCGCUCAGGAGCAGUGCUGUCUCAGUCUCAUGGGAGGCGUGCUGCCUCUGAAUGCAACGCCCCGGCAAGCAAGAAGACUGCCAGUCGCACGAAGGUAAUUCUACCUGUGAAGACAAAAUCGUGAAGAAAUGCUGUUACUGCUGCUUUAUGGGGAAUGUGGCUCGAAAGCAAGGGAACAGCUGUGAACAGAGCCUGCAGAUGGGAUAUCAGUGCGGACUGGUCUUCAGAGCUUGCUGUGUUGAGGGGCAGGAAGACGCUGACCCAUCAGUUGUGGACGGCCCCAACAGAGACUUAGCACUACCAGUAGAGGUUGACCACGAGGACCCUUACCGUCAUGACCGUUGCAGAGGAGGUGGUCCUUGCACACAGCAAUGUAGGGAUACAGGGUCCAGUGUUCUCUGCUCUUGCUUUAUGGGCUACCAGCUUCAGCCAGAUGGCUUCACUUGCGAAGAUAUCAAUGAGUGUAUCACUGCAGACCACAAUUGUGGCAUUGGACAAAUUUGUAUCAAUACGCUAGGAUCUUUCCGUUGUCAACGCGAGACCAGUUGUGGAACUGGUUAUGAACUAACAGAGCAAAAUCUUUGCAAAGAUAUUGACGAGUGUGAGACUGGUACUCAUAACUGCCUCCCCGAUUUUAUCUGUCAGAAUACUCCAGGAUCCUUCCGUUGCCGGCCCAAGCAACAGUGCAAGAGCGGCUUUAUACAAGAUGCGCUCGGCAAUUGUAUUGAUAUUAAUGAGUGCCAAAGUGAGAAUCCACCAUGCUCAACCGGCCAGACGUGUAUCAACACGGAUGGCUCUUUUGCUUGCCAGCGGACUGUGCCCAACUGCGGCCGGGGCUAUCACCUUAAUGAAGAAGGGACCAGAUGUGUCGAUGUGGAUGAGUGCUUGGCACCUAAUCAUCCCUGUGGAGAAGGUCACAUUUGUAUCAAUUCCCCUGGCAGCUACCGCUGUGAGUGUCGACCGGGCUACUAUUUUGAUGGGAUCAGUAGAUCUUGUGUUGAUGUGAAUGAAUGUCGACGUUACCCUGGUCGCCUGUGCGCUCACAAAUGUGAAAACACACCUGGAUCUUACUACUGCAGCUGUACUAUGGGUUUCAGACUUUCACCUGACGGGAGGUCAUGCGAAGAUCUGAAUGAGUGUGAAAGCAAUCCCUGCAGCCAAGAGUGUGCUAAUGUGUAUGGUUCUUACCAGUGCUAUUGUCGUCGGGGGUAUCAGCUUAGUGAUGUGGAUGGAAUCACCUGUGAAGAUAUUGAUGAGUGUGCCUUACCGACUGGAGGACAUAUAUGUGCCUAUCGAUGCAACAACGUUCCGGGCAGUUUUCAGUGUACUUGCCCCUCUUCUGGUUAUAAGCUGGCAUCAAACGCGCGGAACUGCCAAGAUAUUGACGAGUGUGUUACCGAAACGCAUACCUGUUCCCACAACGAGACCUGCUUUAACAUUCAGGGAGGGUUUCGUUGUCUGUCUUUGGAAUGCCCAGAGAAUUAUCGCAAAUCUGGUGAUAAUAUCAGGCAGGAGAAGACAGAUACUAUUCGCUGCAUUAAGUCAUGUCGACUGAACGAUGUCAACUGUGUGUUGGAUCCAGUGCAUACCAUUUCCCACACGGUUAUUUCGCUGCCCACAUUCAGGGAGUUUACAAGGCCUGAAGAGAUUAUAUUCCUCCGUGCCAUCACUCCUGCAUACCCGGCCAACCAGGCGGACAUCUUCUUUCAAAUCGCAGAAGGAAAUCUGCGGGAUUCGUUCGAUAUAGUCAAGCGCUACAUGGACGGCAUGACUGUCGGUGUGGUUCGCCAGGUCAAGCCUAUUGUUGGCCCUUUCUAUGCCACCCUGAAGCUUGAAAUGAACUACGUUGUGGGAGGAGUCGUCUCUCACCGCAACAUUGUCAACGUACACAUCUUUGUCUCUGAAUACUGGUUCUGAAUGCGCUGGCCACCUCGAUGCGAGCGGAAGAGCAGCGAAGAGUGACACCACUGCAAACUCUAAAAAGUUAUAUACCCUUUGUAUGUUGGGGGGGGGGGGGUCUUCUAAGACCAAAUGCUUUUUUCCCUCCAAAGAUGAUAUCUGGUUUAUUGUUUAAAAGAACAAAUACCAAACAAUCUAAAAUAAGAACUAGGAUGGAACAUUGUCUUGCAGUGUUAUCCAGUUGGAUUGUUUUGAUGGUUUCAAUAAAUUAAGUGUCUGGUUACCUGACCUCCUACUGUUUGCUAAAUGUCUUCUGAAGGCCCUUCAGACAGAAAGCUGCAUGCAACAUUUUGCCAGAUCGGAGUUUUGUCUGUCUUCAUCUUGUCUUUUUAGGACACCUUGCUUGCCUAUAAGGUUAACUUUUCUGCUGUAACAAUCAGGAAGUCACUUAACUCUCCAGUCAAUUUGGGGUCUUAAGGCAUAUGUUAAACUUUUGCUUCUAACCUACUUCAUAACCUGUGUAUUCUCCUACAGUAAGAGGGUUGGUUGUUUUAUGGCGAUUCAAGCACCCUUCCUUAAGCAUGUAUAUUUUUAAUUUAAAAUGCUAAUUAAAAUGAUAUUCAGAAAGCCCCAAUUAAA
This is a messenger RNA of Sphaerodactylus townsendi, 3519 nucleotides long. RefSeq names its product fibulin 1 (gene FBLN1). Gene Ontology annotation, molecular function: peptidase activator activity; calcium ion binding. Gene Ontology annotation, biological process: extracellular matrix organization. NCBI's taxonomy places the organism in Eukaryota, Metazoa, Chordata, Lepidosauria, Squamata, Sphaerodactylidae. Gene Ontology annotation, cellular component: extracellular region. The coding region runs from base 1033 to 2898 and encodes 621 amino acids. The transcript has 17 exons. The record is from RefSeq and is a predicted model, not a curated record.